Messenger RNA from Cajanus cajan (pigeon pea), 1449 nucleotides. Its product is annotated as mitochondrial adenine nucleotide transporter ADNT1. The record is from RefSeq and is a predicted model, not a curated record. Gene Ontology annotation, biological process: transmembrane transport. Lineage: Eukaryota; Viridiplantae; Streptophyta; Magnoliopsida; Fabales; Fabaceae.
GAAAAUUUUGAUUUCGUUUGGAUUCUGUUAUACCGUUUACUUUCCUCUCCUUUCUCUCUUUGAAAGCAAAAUUGAUCUCUGACUCUCAGCAACGCCACCGCACAUAACCGUUGGAAUUCGUUGCUUUCAGUAAUGGCGUCCGGUGAGGGUGCGAAACCUCCGUCUCCCGAUCUUCUCAGCAUCUGCAAGUCUCUCGUUGCCGGUGGAGUUGCCGGUGGAGUGUCACGAACUGCUGUAGCUCCUCUGGAGAGAUUGAAGAUUCUGCUGCAGGUUCAAAAUCCUCAUAGUAUAAAAUACGACGGAACGAUUCAAGGCCUAAAAUACAUAUGGAAAACUGAGGGUUUUAGAGGAAUGUUUAAAGGAAACGGAACUAAUUGCGCUCGUAUUAUCCCAAAUUCAGCAGUAAAGUUCUUUAGCUAUGAGCAAGCUUCCAUGGGUAUUUUAUGGCUCUACCAGCAGCAACCUGGAAAUGAACAAGCUCAACUCACUCCUAUUCUGCGUCUUGGAGCUGGCGCGUGCGCGGGAAUCAUUGCCAUGUCUGCAACAUAUCCAAUGGACAUGGUGCGAGGAAGGCUAACCGUCCAGACAGAAGCAUCUCCUCGUCAAUACAAAGGAAUUUUUCAUGCUCUUUCAACAGUCUUCAGGGAAGAAGGCCCUCGAGCUUUGUAUAAAGGCUGGCUACCUUCAGUCAUAGGAGUUAUACCGUAUGUGGGGCUUAAUUUUUCCGUAUACGAGUCUCUCAAAGACUGGUUGAUUCGAUCUAAACCAUUUGGAAUAGCUCAGGACUCUGAGUUAAGUGUGACCACAAGGCUUGCAUGUGGGGCUGCUGCUGGAACUGUUGGCCAGACUGUGGCUUACCCCCUUGAUGUCAUUCGCCGAAGAAUGCAAAUGGUGGGUUGGAAAGAUGCUGCUUCAGUAGUCGCUGGUGAGGGGAAGAGGAAAAUGGAGUAUACUGGCAUGGUUGAUGCAUUCAGGAAAACUGUGAAGUAUGAAGGAUUUGGAGCAUUAUACAAAGGCUUAGUUCCCAAUUCAGUGAAGGUGGUCCCUUCUAUAGCUAUUGCUUUCGUUUCAUACGAGAUGGCCAAGGACAUUCUUGGGGCAGAAAUGAGAAUAUCUGACUGAAGAAUUAGAAUUUGCCAGAAGUGAUAGUAUCAGAAGGUAAUUUAUUAUUUCAUUUUCUGUAAAUGAAAUUUGAAGAUUCAAUUGUAAAAAGUCAGCAGUAUCCAUAUCCAUACACCAUCCUUUCUCUGCAUAUUAUUUUCAUUCAGUGACAAUAAGUUUUGUGUGAGGAGCCAAACUGUAUGCAUUGUGAUUAGUGACAGAUGACUCUCACCAAGAUAAUGAUUUUUGAACAUUACGGUGUACAGUUUGCCGGGCAUUACUCAUCCACAUCACAAAAGUCAUGUUUGGCAAGGUUUAUUGAAAAUUGUUUAGUUCUUUUUUAACUAA